UGUAUAUUGUAUAUAUAUUUAAUUGUAGCCAAAUAUUGUGGUUAAAGGUACAACAGCCACGUCUUUAUCGCAGUUUCCGGUUGAUGUGUGGCUCGAGCUGUAGGAACGACUAGUAGUACACUAGCUAAUAGUACUAGAGACAGAUAAUAGUGUAGAGACAAUUGGUUUUAGACACAUUUUCAGGUCUCUGAUUGCAGUUAAAAAACACUAAAUUGUAAUCAGUUUUUAAAUAAGACAAUUAGGAUCCAUUCUAACGGUAAACAAUCCAGCUAAAAGGUUAGCACACACUGAUCCAGGCAACACUGGAGCAGUAACUUUAGUCAAUGCUAGCUACAUCGUGUCUUUGUGUUGGUGGAUUUGUGUUUUAAUAAUGAUGCACUCAGUUUGCUUGUAGGAACUCUUGUUUGACAAGUAUCUACAAGCUGACUCCAUUUGUAAACAAAAAACAGAAACCGUAAGAGCGUUUUCAAUUUUGGCUUACUCAAGUCAAAACAGGAUUUAAUUAUUUUUCACCCAUUCAGCACCCGUAAUGUAAUCAAAAUAAUCUAAGCUCAAAUUUUCAUCCAUUAGCCAUCUUUCAGAGCUUUUAGUCAUAUCUCACAGUCUUCAUUCAUCAACGAGUGAAGACAGACCCAGGAAAAAUGCUAACGCUGCUAUGCUCAGUAACUAUGAGGUGUUCAAACUCCUGACAGACCUGAAGGAACAGAGGAAGGACAGCGGGAAGAGCAAACACAGCACCGGGCAGCAGAACCUCAACACCAUCAUGUAUGAGACGCUGAAGUACCUGUCAAAGACGCCCUGCAGCAGGCAGACUCCAGAGAUCGUCAAAGAGUUCCUGACCACCAUGAUGCCUCACAAACUCACAAAGGCAGAAAAACUGCAGCUAUUGAACCACCGGCCACAGACAGCAGUGGAAAUUCAGCUAAUGGUGGAGGAGAGUGAAGAGCGGUUAUCAGAGGAGCAGAUUGAGGAGCUCAUCCACACGGUCGCAGACGUCCUACCUGGUGACCCGGAGCAGGAGAACGCAGCUCCAGCAGAUGCAGAAAUGGAUGAAGCAGUUGAACAGUCAUGACAAAGUGACGGGCCAGAAAUGACCCAUGGGUGGAGAACUGGAGUGAAGGCUAAAAUGAUUACAGAACUGGACUGGUUGCUUUUACUUGCCCCAUUUUGCAUCACUGUUUUGAACUGAACAGCAUGCUGACAGAAAGGAUGCAAAAUGGCUGCCUGGCUUUGGCUAAAAGGACCUCAUCACAUUUAAAAAUGCCUCAUUAAAUGACUCCCGUUAAGAGAUGUCACAGAUGUCUUGUUUUGCAUCUGACUGGUCUAAUUUGUAUUUCACAUCAGAUAAUGUUUAUGUGGAGACAGUCUGCUAUUAACCUGGUAUAUUUUUGCUUUCUGACUCAAUGUUAUUUGUCAGUUUCUACUGUGGUGCAUAGAAAUAAGGGUUUUUGCUGCUAUAUGAUUUCCCAAGCUGUAAUAUAAGUCAGUCAUGCAAUUAAACUUUGGUACAGCACUAA
Perca fluviatilis (European perch) is the source of this 1517-nucleotide messenger RNA. It is a transcript of the gene crcp, whose product is annotated as calcitonin gene-related peptide-receptor component protein. Gene Ontology annotation, biological process: transcription initiation at RNA polymerase III promoter. Gene Ontology annotation, cellular component: RNA polymerase III complex. The coding region runs from base 656 to 1072 and encodes 138 amino acids. NCBI's taxonomy places the organism in Eukaryota, Metazoa, Chordata, Actinopteri, Perciformes, Percidae. The record is from RefSeq and is a predicted model, not a curated record. Gene Ontology annotation, molecular function: nucleotide binding. The transcript has 6 exons.